Paramacrobiotus metropolitanus is the source of this 1018-nucleotide messenger RNA. Its product is annotated as GTP cyclohydrolase 1 feedback regulatory protein-like. Gene Ontology annotation, molecular function: GTP cyclohydrolase binding. Gene Ontology annotation, biological process: negative regulation of biosynthetic process. Gene Ontology annotation, cellular component: nucleus; cytoplasm. The record is from RefSeq and is a predicted model, not a curated record. NCBI's taxonomy places the organism in Eukaryota, Metazoa, Tardigrada, Eutardigrada, Parachela, Macrobiotidae. The coding region runs from base 620 to 1018 and encodes 132 amino acids. The transcript has 2 exons.
UCGACGUGCAGUGAACCGUGCACCGGUUCGGAGAGCAACAAAAGCCCGCCGCUGAAAACGCUGUUUCCGCUGCUGCUGUUUCUGCUGCACGUGUAGAAGGAUAUUUAUGCCGUUGUGCUGUCUUCUAUCAUGGAUUGAUUUUGUGCUAAAUGAGCGGCUGGAUUAAGCGGCUACUUGAUGGUAAUUCACUUCCUAAUUGAGUGGUGCUUAUUUCGGCAUUGAUAGCGCGUUUUGUUAAUCACGCGUUGGUGUCUUUAUUGCGCCUGAGUCUGUGAUUAUAUUACAGCAAUCGAUACUGUCGAUAUCGACGAUUAAUCCAGACUUAAUUCCGUAUUGAUUACUUUACAACAAUUUGCACGCAUUGCUUCGCAAAUUAAUUUAUGGUUUUCUGCUUAAUUUUUUCCCUUGAACAGCGUUUUAGAAAUCUGCCGGUUUUGCCCAGCUAACGAGCAAAGCGAGCGGAGGAGGUUAUUUUUAUUUGGAUGCACGUUUUAUCGUAAAUUGCGAACGAGCCGACGUUUUUGAACCGCAGUUUUUUUACAAGCGGUCGCUCGAAUUGUGACAGACAUUUUACGGAAUCUGCAUCGCUGGUUGGCUGGCUAAUUAAUCCGGCAUCAUCAUGCCGUACCUGGUGAUCAGCUGUCAGUCACUGGCGGACUGGUCCAGCGCCCAGUACACCGUCGUCGGCAAUGCCAGCUCCAAUCGCGCGCUGAUGAUUUAUCUGGACGCCAGGAUAGAUUAUAAAACGGAGAAUUAUCAGCGCUAUGCUUUCUAUUUCGUUAAUAGUGGACCGCGCGAAGUCUUGGACAGGCUCGAGGUGAUCGGCUACCGGGUGGUGUGUAUGGCGUCCGCCUGCGUCAGUAUGCGGCACGACGCCAACAACGUUCUAGAGUACACCUGGACGCUGCACGGACCGCCCUUCGAUCCGGCCAGCGUCUACAAGAAGGAACCGCAGUCGGCGCCCCCGGCCCCCUCCAACGGAACCCCCGCCCCGCCCACCACAACGAAAAAGCAGUAA